Molecule: messenger RNA, 930 nt
Organism: Penicillium macrosclerotiorum
Lineage: Eukaryota; Fungi; Ascomycota; Eurotiomycetes; Eurotiales; Aspergillaceae
Exons: 2
Coding region: 1-930 (309 amino acids)
Source: RefSeq, a predicted model, not a curated record
AUGUAUGCUAUCAGUUCAUCAGCGACAAUUGUCAAGCGGGGAGACAUAUCCUCCGAAGCGGCAAGGAAGCAUGUUCCAAGGAACGAAAAUGUUGCGUGGCCAAUUACCAUCGUCGCUGUCUCCAAGUCUAUCGGCGACGCCAGUGCUACUGGUCAGGGUUAUGAAUCUCCAUGCUGGAAAUUUGGAUUCAAAUGGGAUCAAAACAGCUUGGCAUGCUCUCGGAACUAUGUGACUUUGUCUUUCUCUCCCCACGAGAAUGACCACAACCCCAACUCUCCGAUCUUCUCUACCGGUGCCCAAGCUGUCCUCUGCCUCCUCUUUGUCAGUCUCAUCCAGGGUAUUCAAACUAUUGCAUUGCACUGCCUGGAGCUGCUAGUCAACUUAUCAAGAGAUGAAGGCAUCUGGCGACUGGCUUACAGUGAAACAAAAAAGGCGCCAGGGGCACAGUUGGCUACGAAUCCGUUUCGUGCGGCAGUAUCGAGCUGGGAAAAUAUCCUCCUAUUCAUAGCCAAGGCCUUGGUGCAUUGGAUUAUUGGCCAGAGCUUGAUCCCUUCUGUUGGCGUCGAACAAUUCCAAAACUUUGAAUUUAUAGCUUCGACUUCUAUUGAAGAUCUGAAAAGUUUGUCUUUCAAACACGGUUUUCAAUGCGAUAUGGUAUACUCGCGUUUGAUUCUAUAUGCCGUCCUAGCCAUCCUCGUGGCCAUUUUGGCAACCAUUCUGGCUCUCAGGCGACCGAGGGGUCAUCAACCAACGGCGCUGGGUCACCUGCAGACUCUUGUUGACCUCAUUGAUGAUUGGAAGUCAGAUAAAAAUGGUCGGAUAUGGUGGGGGGAUAAGUCUCAACAAGAGACUGAUAAAGUGCGGCAUGCUGGAACAUCCUGGGACAAGACACUGCUUGGUCCGAUAUGUACCGCCAAAUACGCAGGCUGA